This is a messenger RNA of Enterobius vermicularis (human pinworm), 1254 nucleotides long. The record is from the annotation of a GenBank genome assembly. Lineage: Eukaryota; Metazoa; Nematoda; Chromadorea; Rhabditida; Oxyuridae.
CUGGUAAUCACUGUUUCUAGAUGCCGAACAAGCGUCCUUUCUUGCCCGAUCGAGCAAGUGUUGGUUAACGGGCUUUGUAUUGAAAGAGUUCCACCAGGUCAAAGGUGUAGGCAUUCUCUGCAAUGCUAUGAUGCUUCUGAAUGUUCCACAGACACCCAUCGUUGCGUAUGCGCUACAGGAAUGCACCUAAUAGGCGAAUACUGUAGGAAGUUGUUGUCCGAUGAUCCGUGCAAUCAAACGUCAUCGGUGAGACAAACUUUCAUUAUUUUACGACCACCAAGAGGCUCAGAAUGUAAGCUCGGUUACUGCUUGUGCCCCGAAAAUUCCGAAUUGAUAGGAAGCUACUGUGUUUCAACGAAGGCUACUUGCGCCAUGAAUCAAGUUAUGGUUAACAAAAGAUGUUUUAACACGGCUGAACUCGGACAGCCGUGUCAAGUCACCGAUCAGUGUAAGGGUAAUGGUGAAUGCACUUACGCUGGAAUUUGUUCUUGCCCCUCCGGAAAAAAGGAAGUGGAUGGCUUCUGCCAAGUCACUCUCGGCCUCCAGUGUCCGGUUUCUCAAAUUCAGAUCGGUGAAGUAUGUUACCCGAGAGUUAAGCCAUCCUCAAACUGUACUCACCCAGAACAGUGUUUAGAUGGUUCAACUUGUACAAACAAUACUUGCACUUGUCCAAGCAGCAGAAGGCUGGUCAACAAUUACUGCGUGUCAGCCUCUGCCGGUUUUUGUAAUGAAACACAAAUAAGCAUUAAUGGAGAAUGUCUGGAACUACAACAACCUGGCCAUUCCUGCACUAACAAUAUACAGUGUUUGGGGUCUUCGACGUGUCCCACAGAACUUCAUUAUUUAGAAUUUUUUCAGUUACUGAUUGAUGGUCACUGUUACAAUUACGCAUAUGUUCAUCAGUAUUGUGUUCAUAAUCAGCAGUGUAUCGGAGGAGCCCAAUGUCGCAAUAAUUUUUGCGCUUGUGAGCCAGGAUAUAUAUGGGAAAACACCAGUUGUGUAAAUGCUAAUGGAAACUGCGCACCAAAUCAGAUUCAUAUCAAUGGAAUGUGCUACGAUCUUUUAUACAUCGGACAAUACUGCUACUUUUCACAACAAUGUUUGGGAGGUUCCAUUUGCAGAAACGGUUAUUGUCAAUGUCCAUCUGGUACGACAAAAACCGGCAGCAGAUGUGUCUUUAGUAAUACGACAGCAUGCACGGCUACUCAAGUUGGCGUUAACGGAACUUGUUACGAACGCGCUCCAAUUGGUGCU